This is a messenger RNA of Panicum virgatum (switchgrass), 1022 nucleotides long. Its product is annotated as cis-prenyltransferase 4, chloroplastic-like. The coding region runs from base 50 to 781 and encodes 243 amino acids. The transcript has 3 exons. Gene Ontology annotation, biological process: polyprenol biosynthetic process. NCBI's taxonomy places the organism in Eukaryota, Viridiplantae, Streptophyta, Magnoliopsida, Poales, Poaceae. The record is from RefSeq and is a predicted model, not a curated record.
CAAUGAGUUUCCCCAGGAGCUUGUCCAGCGGGGGCUGCUCAAGGAGUUGAUGCCGCAGCAUGUGGCGUUCGUGAUAGACGGGCACAGGCGAUGGGCGCAGGAGCAUGGCCUGACGACGGAGGAGGGCUACGAGACCGGUGGUCGGGCGUUCGAGAAGAUACUAAAGCUCUCAGCCACCUGGGGCAUCCGAGUCGUCACGGUGUUCGCCUUCUCGCAAGAGAACUUCAGGCGCCCAGAGGAGGAGGUCGAGUGCGUGAUGGAGCUGAUCGAAGGGGCGAUUCGUGAUAAUAUGGAAGAUUACGUGAGGGAAGGAGUUCGGCUGCAUGUCAUCGGCGAUCCCUCAAGGCGGCCAGCUUCUCUGCAGGAGGCUAUCCGGGAAGCUGAGGAGAGGACGAAGAACAACUCGCGAUUCCAUCUGAUACUGGCGACCUGCUACAGCGGGCGGUGGGACAUCGUGCAGGCUUGCCGGGAGCUCGCCACCAAGGUGCAGGACAAGCUGCUCAGGCCGGAGGACAUCGACGAGGAGAUGGUUGCCGGCCACCUCUCCACGAACGUUCUGGGACUGGGAGAGCUCGCAUACCCCGACCUCAUCAUCAGAUCGAGCGGCGAGCUGAGGCUCAGCAACUUCUUGCUCUGGCAGUCCGCCUACAGCGAGCUCUACUUCACCAACGCCAUGUGGCCUGAUUUUGACGAGGAUGAGUACAUCCAGGCGUUGAAGGACUUCCAGAGAAGAGAACGCCGGUUUGGCCAAAGCAGGAAGCCAUCCCAGGCAAGCAACUGAAAUGCAAGGCAUUUGAUUUUCUCAAUGGUAAUAAUAAGUUGCUUCGAAUUAGGAAAUCGUAUUAUUAUUGUUGUGGCUGGAAUAAUAUUGAAAGAUCGCUCAAGAAUAAGGGAUUAGUAACAGUUAAUCAAGUAGACAUAUUCUGAAGAUGACGAGGGACACAAACUUUUUAUUCACCUCAUUUUCUUCUUACACAGUUAUUUGAGCUGGCAAUUCCGAAAGAUAGCAGACUUUUUGUUUU